GCGCCAUGGCCGUGGCUCGGCGCAGGGUGGCGGUUGGGCUGGGGGUGGCCGGGGCGGCCUGCGCCCUCCUGGGGGUCUGUCUGCUGGUGGUGGGGCCCAUCAUCGUCAAGGAUCAGGUCAUCAAGACACAUGACCAUGUUUGCUUUGACCUACAAGUAGCUUAAUUCUGAGGCUGCCCUGUGAAGCAGAUCUUACUUAGCAGUGUCUGUGGAGUACCUGGAGCUGCUGUGUGCAGAUGGGAGAGGGCUGAGAAAGGCAGCAGGGAGCUGGGAUGCAGCUCCAUCCAACUGGAACGUCAGGAUUGACCCCAACAGCAUCUCCUUCAGCAUGUGGAAAGACAUUCCCGUUCCUUUCUACCUGUCGGUGCACUUCUUCGAAGUGCUGAACCCCAAGGAGGUCCUUCAGGGCGCGAAGCCGGUGCUGAACGAGCGUGGACCCUACGUUUACAGAGAGUACAGGUAUAAAACAAAUAUCACAUUCCAUGACAAUGACACCGUCUCUUUCAUGGAGUACCGGAGACUCUUCUUCCAGCCAGACUUGUCCAACGGUACAGAAGAAGACUACGUUGUUAUACCAAACAUUAUGUUGAUGGGAGCAGCUGUAAUGAUGGAAAACCUGCCAAACUUUGUGAAGGUUAUACUAAGUGGAGCCUUGGCUGGCCUGAGACAGGAGGCGUUCAUGAACCGGACGGUGGGGGAGAUCAUGUGGGGGUAUGACGACCCUCUUGUAGACACAAUCAAUGCGAUUGUCCCAGGCCUCAUCCCUUUCAAGGGGAAAUUUGGCUUAUUUAUAGAGUUUAACAGCUCCAGUUCAGGACUGUUCACAGUGAACACGGGCAUGAAGAACAUCAGCAGAGUUCACAUGGUGGAUACGUGGAAUGGACUGAAGAUGGUGAACUACUGGCGGAGCAACGAGUGCAACAUGAUCAAUGGGACGGCAGGGGAGAUGUGGCCACCGUUCAUGUCCCCAACAUCGCUGGAGUUCUACAGCCCUGAUGCCUGCAGAUCCAUGACGCUGGUGUAUGAGCAGUCCGGGAAGUUCAAGGGUGUGCCCACCUAUCGCUUUGUGGCACCCAAAACCCUCUUUGCCAAUGGCACAGAGUAUCCACCCAACGAGGGCUUCUGCCCCUGCUUGCAGUCCGGCAUCCUCAACGUCAGUUCCUGCAGGCACAAUGCACCGAUGUUCAUUUCCCAUCCUCACUUCUACAACGCCGACCCAAGCCUGCUGAACGCUGUGGAAGGUCUGCAGCCCAGCAAGGACAAGCAUGGGCUCUUCCUUGACAUCCACCCGAUGACGGGCAUCCCCAUGAAUUGUUCCAUCAAGCUCCAGCUGAACCUGUACAUAAAGCAGGUGGUGGGUAUCAUACAAACAGGGAAGAUUAAGCCGGUGGUCCUGCCACUCCUGUGGUUUGGAGAGAGCGGAUACAUCGAAGGCUCCGUCCUGAGGCAGUUUUACACCAACCUGGUGCUGAUCCCAUCCGUGCUGGAAUACCUGCAGUAUAUCUUCCUUGGGCUGAGUGUCCCGCUCAUUAUCUCAGCAGUUGUACUCCUGGCAAUGAGUCAGAGAACGGCCACCAAGAAGAGCCCGAGCGACCCCACCACACCGAGCGAACCGCCCCCCUCCUCCGAGACAACGCCGCUGCUGCACGACACCGGCACGCUGAGCCCGGACGACCAUGACGCCUGAGCCACCAGCCGCGGCACGCUUCCCGCUGGGACACCUCCCUGCUGGGGACGAGACCUGCUCUGGAUCCCCACAGGUCUCUGGAAGGUGAAGUCGUCCUGGGCAGCUCAGCGGAGACCCUGCACACCACGGGCCAGCACUCCUGCACCGGGGCACCGGAGACCCCCUUCAGGCACCCAAAACACAGUGUUCUAGAGCCCUUGUCCCCAAGGGGCUGGCCUUUGCCUCUGUCCCUGUGGGUCAGCGAGAAUGAAGAUGGUUGCUGGCUGAUCCGAGAAGUUAUUUUGCAAUUUAAAACUGCCUAUUGCUGGGAAUAAAAGGCACUUUAACAGGAGCCUUCAAAAUAAAUGAGGUUUGUAUAUGGAGCACUGAUGGGAUUUAGUGAUCUUUUUAAAAGCCGCUGUUCAUCUCACGCAAAUGGGGCUUGCUCUCCUGAAGCCACUUAUGGUUUUAUUACUACUUGAUGUGACUGGACUACACCGCAAAUCAAUUCCGGGCGCUGUCACGUCAGUGAUGGCGCUUCCCAGGGUAACCCGGAGCCUGCCUGGGGUUGCUCCAGCCUUGGCGUGUGUUGGAGAGGACAGUGGUGACUUUUAAAAACUCUGUGCCAUGACCUUGCGUUCCAGUGCUUCCAGCCCAUUUACUUCGCCUCUCCUCGCUUUAGGUGACUGCACGAGAUGAGCCGUGCCAAAAAUCUCGCUGGUACAUCUGACCUGUCACUCAGCUCCUGACAGUUGUCCCGCUCGGCCAUCCAGGGUCAGCUCUUCUGGCUGUGAGUGCUGGGAGGCCAUCGUGUCACCCUGGCCAUGCCACCUGCACACGGGAUGGGAACCGGCAGGAGCUUGAGCCUGUUCUUGAGCGUUAACAAAGAUACUUGUGCUUUGGAGAUGGAGGAAGCUAUGUGCAAUCACGAAAGUAAUGACAGCAUUAGUAGGUUUUGGUUAAAAUAUUGCAGAUUUCUGAAAUGAUGUCCAGGGGCUGGAUGUUAACUGGGGAUGGGUGGAUUGGGGUCACUUUUUAAUGGGAAAGAAGCCCGAAGCCCAGGGCUUUUCUUGGCUAACUGCCUAUCAGUGAUUGUCUACGACACCUGCCUUUCCUGCUUCCAGCCAGGAGCCGGGGCGGCCCUUGGGAAAACCAAAGGGGCCAGUGCUGAUGCCUCUGGCAAGGACAAAACAGAGUGUGUAUGGAUCUCUGGACCUCUUGGACCAGAGGAUUUGUUGCGCUGUGUGCGGCAUAGAUGCUGUUGUGCUCUGGAGACCUUUGCAAUUGUCUAGGACAGCCCUGUGAUGUUCCAGUGGGGUCAGCAAUGCUUUUCUCUUGCACUUCUGUCCCUCUUACUAGGCAGGAAGAACCCAGGAGCUACAACCAACCCCAGCAGUUACUGUGCUGGUCGGUUCCUUUCAUGUUCCUAGUCCUGCAGCUGGGAUUAGUCUGUUUUAUCAUGGGAACCGUUGUGAUACAGCCCAGGCCACGAAGGGGAAGGGGAGCAGCUACCACAGAACCUGGUCCAUGGGCUGGGUUUGCCUGGAUGCCCAAAGCGUGUCCCACAGUGAGGACGGGGUGAGCCAAGUCCCACCCUGUGGCCAGGACUGCUGGAUUAUUUCCGUGGCACGAGUCCUCGCUGAGGGCGAUGCUUAAACUACCGCUGUCAGCUCUCUCUGGCCCUGAAUCCAAAAUUGUCCCCUUGCAACAGCGCUCACAACCGACAGCCACAGCAAGUGACAGUGGGGACAGGCCAGAGGCACCGGCUCAGGUGCUGUAGGACACUUGACCUGUCACCUCACACCAGUAAGACCCAGCGGCGUUUGGCAAAACUAAUGGUAGAUCAGAGACAACCCACCCUUGGGCUCACCCGCUUGAGGCUUUAAUGACGUUCUGGUGCUAAUUGCUGUUGUUCAGGUGAAAACGAAUAAAAUACUAGAAUGGUGGUCCUA
Molecule: messenger RNA, 3617 nt
Organism: Columba livia (rock pigeon)
Lineage: Eukaryota; Metazoa; Chordata; Aves; Columbiformes; Columbidae
Gene: SCARB1
Product: scavenger receptor class B member 1
Exons: 13
Coding region: 328-1686 (452 amino acids)
Biological process (GO): cholesterol efflux; plasma lipoprotein particle clearance; recognition of apoptotic cell
Cellular component (GO): cytoplasm; caveola
Molecular function (GO): low-density lipoprotein particle binding; lipid binding; scavenger receptor activity
Source: RefSeq, a predicted model, not a curated record